Mollisia scopiformis is the source of this 3345-nucleotide messenger RNA. RefSeq names its product sulfate transporter family protein-like protein. The transcript is spliced from 5 exons. Lineage: Eukaryota; Fungi; Ascomycota; Leotiomycetes; Helotiales; Mollisiaceae. The record is from RefSeq and is a predicted model, not a curated record. Gene Ontology annotation, cellular component: membrane. Bases 1 to 3345 code for a protein of 1114 amino acids.
AUGUCACUACCACGUUCAGCCUUUGGUUCGAGACGGAGAGCCCCCUCUCUGAGCUCCCACUCCAGUCCCAGGCACAUACCAGGCUCUUCCGACUCCAUGGACGGCACCUCUACGACCUCAGAUGCGAACUAUGGUUCUUUCCGUGGCCGUCCAGAGGUACCAUCCGCUCUUCACCCAUCUACCGCAUCCACCCACCGAGAACCAACGAGAUCUUCUGUACAUCUCUCAUACCGAGCUCCCAUAGGCAUGUACAAUUCUCGCAGAUGUUCUCUAUGUUCAUACACUGAUUUGACGACAGCGCCAAUCGACAAUGCGCAAUAUGCCCGCAGCGUGCGAGAAGAUACCGCUGAGCUAGCUUCCUAUGCUCUUUCAGACAGAGCAUCAGCCCGCAGCGUUUCCCCUCCACGACACCGUGCGCAGACACAGCUAGAAUCAUACUUCUCAGGAGGACCAGACACCGAAUCAGCUAUCAAUAGUGAGCCAGAAGGGCUGCACCACCACACUAUCCAGGAAGUCUCUGAGACCGUGUCACCCGAGGGUACAUCCUCUGAUAAGUCACCCGGCACAUCUGCGCUCACAAGCAUGCUUAAGCGUUCACCACCGAAUACUCUCCCCAAGGACGGGUCAAGAUCCAGCAAUGGUUUUAUUGAUGGAAGCACGGAUGCGGAUACCGAGGAGGAUGAUAUGCAACGACGUUUGAUCAUGACUGCCAAUGGAGUAAAGAUAGAUCCGUCUGAGCGGACACCACUGUUGAAGCAAAGAUCCGUUGAGACUCAUCACCCUGACUGGAUUCGAGGAGAGCAAGAUGUUGAAGGCCAAGUCAAUCGACGCCCACCGACGUGGCCAAAGCUACAUAAUAUUGUACUGUGGCCGACGGAAAAGGGUGUAGGUGUUCUAAGGACCAUUGUGAAUCCUAAAGCCUGGGACAGAAAAGCCAUAGUCCAGCAUGCCGUACUAGAGCCUGUCAGUUGUCUGCCUGCAGUGGUCCUUGGCCUGUUAUUGAAUGUACUUGAUGCUCUGUCUUACGGAAUGAUUCUCUUCCCACUCGGACAAAGUAUCUUCGAGAAACUUGGUUCAGCCGGCAUAUCUAUGUUUUACAUGUCUUGCAUUGUCUCACAACUGGUAUACUCUUGCGGAGGAAGUGGAUUCAAGGGCGUUAUCGGCUCUGAAAUGAUCGAAGUAGUCCCCUUCUUCCACAAGAUGGCCUUCAUGAUCAUGGCUACCGUCGGAGAAGAAAAUCCGCAAGCGGUCAUCGCGACCACAAUCACAUCGUACGCCAUCAGCUCCAUCCUCACAGGUUUAGUUUUCUUCUUGAUGGGAGUCUGCGGGUUCGGAUACAUCGUUGGCUUCAUUCCAAGACACAUCCUCAUUGGAUGCAUCGGAGGUGUGGGAUGGUUUCUAAUCGCUACAGGCUUUGAAGUAACUGCUGUCCUGGAUGGCAAUUUGGAAUACAACAUACCCACAUUGAAGAAGCUGUUUACUCCCGACACUUUGGUCUUGUGGCUCAUUCCAUUUAUUCUUGCUGUUGUCCUUUACUGGUCGCAGCAUAAGAUCACAUCGAAGUACUACUUACCUACGUACAUCUUGACUAUUCCAGCAAUCUUCUACUUCUUCGUUCUGUCUACGGACCAAUUGGAUAUCGGCAACUUACGAAACACUGGUUGGAUCUUCGAUGGCCCAGACGCUGGAGAACCAUGGUGGUACUUCUAUACUUUAUAUGAUUUCAAACUCGUUCAUUGGGGUGCGGUAGCAGAGACCAUCCCUACCAUGUUUGCUUUGACAUUUUUUGGUAUCCUACACGUGCCUAUCAACGUCCCAGCUCUUGCUUUCAAUAUUGGGGAAGACAACCUGGACUUGGAUAGAGAACUUAUCGCCCACGGGGUAUCAAAUGCUCUAUCUGGUUUCGUGGGUAGCAUUCAGAACUAUUUGGUAUACACCAAUAGUGUUCUAUUCAUAAGAACUGGUGGAAAUAGUCGACUAGCAGGCAUUCUCCUGGCUAUAUUUACCUUUGGUGUCAUGAUCAUCGGACCAGUAACGAUUGGCUUCAUUCCUAGAAUGAUGGUAGGGGUUCUUAUCUUCGUGUUGGGCUUCGAGCUUCUUCUCGAGGCACUCUGGCUACCUCGGAAGAAGCUCAAGUCUUUGGAAUACUGGACUGUUGUUGCUAUUGUACUUAUCAUGGGGAUUUACGACUUUGUGGUCGGUAUUGGCGUUGGUAUCCUCCUCGCUUUCGUUUCGCUCGUGUUCCAAACAUCAAGAGUUCCAGCAGUCCGCGCAUCUUACUCUGGAGAAAUUGCUGGGUCGACUGUCCGCAGAAAUCCCGUACAAUACCGGUACCUACGUGAUGUCGGCUCACAGAUUCACGUCACCAAACUCGCAGGCUAUCUUUUCUUUGGCACAAUUGUUAGUGUCGAAGAACGCAUACGAGGGCUGAUCGAAGAUGAGGCAUUUUACGAACGGCCAAUACGCUUCCUGGUUUUCGACUUGGCACAUGUUACUGGGAUCGACUAUUCAGCUGCUGAGGCAUUUAAUCGUCUCAACAGACUGUUUAGCAGGAAAGGGGUGACUUUGGUCAUGAGCGGGGUUAACGAAGAGGGCCCGCUGGGUUUGGGUCUUCGAGCUGUGGGUCUGGGCGAAGAUGGCAAUGAAGUCAAAUUGUUUGCAGACCUCAACUCGGCAUUGGAGAGCUGCGAGAAUGAGCUAUUAAAGACUUUCUACGCUAGCAAAGAAGCACGCACCAGCCGCAAUGCUCCAUCGGCCCACCUCGAUGUUCCAGGGCAAGGAAAGGUGGUCUCGCACACUAUCGACACACAAUUCAGCUCUCCACGACGGAGCCAACUUCAUCGAGUAGCAACGACUGCUCUGGAUGAAGGUCCCCCAGAGUCGCGAUACAACAACUUCAAGGAGCCACUUCGACUGAUAUUGCAAACUUUUCAGGGUCUUACAGACAAGAACGAAGAUUUCUGGUUUCGAGCAGUUCCUUUCUUCACUAGGAAAGAGUACCUUGCAGGCACUAUUCUCUUCAGAACUGGUGACUCGGCUGAUGGCUUUUAUCUGGUGGAACAAGGUAUCCUCCGUGCAGACUACGAACUUCCGCAAGGCCGAUAUUUUGAAAGCAUUGUCGCAGGAACGACCUGUGGAGAGCUCCCAUUCUUUUCCGAGACUGAGCGCACGGCUGUCGUGCAUGCUGAGCGCGACUGCGUGACAUGGCUCAUGGACAGAGACAACUGGGAACGACUGCGAACGAGCGAGCCGGAUGUAGCAUCAGAGCUACUUCGCAUUUCAUUGAAACUCACCAGCGAGAGGAUGACGAACAUCACCUCUUAUGUUUUGACCACCGCUGGUUGA